AUGAUGACCAGGACCUUGGGUAUACGUUUCAUACUCAUCUACAUUAGCCACCAGCUGUUGGAUUUCAACACAGCCCUGACCAUCACCACAGGUCAUUGCUAUAAGAAUAUCACGGUCAAGUACCAGGCACCGGUCACCAAGACCCGUCACAAAUUGGAUACAACCCAUCUGGAAUAUUAUGUCGAAAUGGAAGAUCGUAUGCGGGUGGAGACGGUACGCGUCUGUUGUCCUGGUUUUCGAAAAAUCCUCUUUGGCCUAUGUGAACCCAUCUGCAGCAACAAAUGUCCGGAGAACAGCUAUUGCAGUGAACCCGAGAAAUGUCAGUGCAAACGAGGCUAUGAAGAAUCUCACAAUCAUCAUGUUCGGUCCAUAAUACCGCCGAAUACCACGGAAUAUCUAGAAUGUCGUCCCAUCUGUACGGGUGGUUGUGCCGCAGCGCAUACCCAUUGUGUGGGUCACAACGAAUGUGGCUGUAGGCCUGGCUAUAAGGAUGUUAGCUCGUGGUUUGGUCCAAUGCGUUGUGAACGUAUUCAGUGUCCGACGGAUCAGGUCUAUGAUAUUCCACAACGUAAAUGCGUGACCGUGGAUAUGGAUUUGGAGCAGCUAAUGCAAAGGGUGGCUCGAAAAUUGGCCAAAGGCUUAAAUGAUUUGGAAUAUGAGGAUGAUGACGAUGAAGGCGGAGAUGUUGAGGGGAAUUCAAAGAGAGACUGA
Messenger RNA from Musca vetustissima, 711 nucleotides. Its product is annotated as epidermal growth factor-like protein 8. The transcript has a single exon. Bases 1 to 711 code for a protein of 236 amino acids. The record is from RefSeq and is a predicted model, not a curated record. NCBI's taxonomy places the organism in Eukaryota, Metazoa, Arthropoda, Insecta, Diptera, Muscidae.